This is a messenger RNA of Brassica napus (rape), 10490 nucleotides long. Its product is annotated as TOM1-like protein 4. Gene Ontology annotation, biological process: protein transport to vacuole involved in ubiquitin-dependent protein catabolic process via the multivesicular body sorting pathway. The record is from RefSeq and is a predicted model, not a curated record. The transcript is spliced from 12 exons. The coding region runs from base 296 to 1630 and encodes 444 amino acids. Gene Ontology annotation, molecular function: phosphatidylinositol binding; ubiquitin binding. NCBI's taxonomy places the organism in Eukaryota, Viridiplantae, Streptophyta, Magnoliopsida, Brassicales, Brassicaceae.
GACCAAAACCCAAAUCACAAGUUUGCCUUUUUCGUGCAUCUAAAUAGAAGUAGAAAAGUCGGAGUUGAUUCUAGACCCCCAAAGCCCUGACCUUAUUACCUUGACACGAUCAAAGAAUAAUCCUUGCCGUGUCCUAGUGAAAAAAGUUGAAACUUUUCCCUUCAAAUCGUCUCAUCUCCUUCGAUUCCUGAGCCAUUAACAACUCUUCUCUUGUUCCCUCUUCUUCUGGUUCUCUGGUCUGAACAAAGAAAGUUAAGAACUUUUAGGGAUUUGAUUGGUCAGAGAUCAUCAUAAGAUGGCGAACGAUGCGGCUGCAUGUGCGGAGAGAGCUACAAAUGAUAUGUUGAUUGGUCCUGAUUGGGCUAUUAACAUUGAACUGUGUGAUAUUAUCAACAUGAACCCUAGUCAAGCAAAAGAAGCAGUGAAGGUGCUCAAGAAGCGGUUAGGAAAUAAAAACUCCAAAGUCCAGAUUCUUUCUCUUUAUGCGUUGGAGACUUUAAGUAAGAACUGUGGGGAGAACGUGUGUAAGCUUAUCAUAGACCGUAAUGUUCUGACUGAUAUGGUCAAAAUAGUGAAGAAGAAGCCGGAGCUGAAUGUGAGGGAGAAGAUACUAAGCUUGCUAGAUACAUGGCAAGAAGCUUUUGGUGGACGUGGUGGUCAAUACCCACAAUACUACAAUGCCUAUAAUGAACUCAGGGCUGCUGGAAUUGAGUUUCCACCAAGAACGGAAAGUAAUAUGUCCUUCUUUACUCCACCUCAGACUCAGCCCAUUCCAUUAGAUGAAGACGCCGCUAUUGAGGCCUCACUGCAAGGAGAUGAUGCUGCUAGCUUCAGUAUGGAAGAGAUUCAAAGUGCUGAAGGAUCAGUAGAUCUUUUAAUGGACAUACUUGGAGCACUUGAUUCCGCCGAGGGGUUGAAAGAAGAGCUUGUGGUUGAUUUAGUUGAGCAAUGUCGUACCUAUCAGAAACGUGUGAUGACUCUUGUCAACACCACCACAGACGAGGAGCUUCUGUGCCAGGGAUUAGCAUUGAACGAUAACUUGCAGCGUGUUCUUCAGCGUCAUGACGAUAUGGCCUCUGUUCCUUCAAAUGGAGGCGGUGCAACAGCUCCUCCUCCUCCUCCUCCUCCAGCUCAACUUGUCAGCAUCAAUCAUGAUGAUGACGAUGAAUCAGAUGAUGAUUUUGCUCAGCUAUCUCACAGGUCUAAAAGAGAUUCCAGUCCUAUUCUUCCUCCUCCUCCUCCACCACCUCCAUUGAGACCAGUACAUGGUACUACAGAGUCAGGUUUGGUGGAUUUUCUUAGUGGUGAUGUCUAUAAACCUCAAAGCUCCUCACAAGGAGUGAAGCAGCCUCUUCCUGCUCCUCCUACUGCUGCUGCUUCUCCUCCUCCUGCUCCAUGGGAUACUGAGGUUAUCAGGAACCUACCGCCGCCGCCUUCAAGGCACAACCAGAGGCAGCAGUUCUUUGAGCAUCAUCACUCGAGCAGCGGCUCUGAUUCCUCUUACGAUGGUGGUCUUGUUGGGCAGACCAGGAACCUCUCUUUGAAUAGUGAAACCAAGAAAGCAGAGGAUAUGCUUUUCAAAGACUUGGUUGAGUUUGCCAAAACUAGGUCGUCCAAGCCCAAACAUUAGGUCGCUUUUGAGUCUUUUGCGUGUGUAACAAUCAUUGCUUUAACAAUUAACAGUCAUAUGAUAUUUGAGUGUGCCUUAUUGUUAAAUACAUUUGUGUUACAACCAGUCACGUUCAAGAUAACAUUAUGCACCCAAAACAAAACCAAUAACUAACAAUAGAAUGACUCGGCUUUUGGUUUAUGUUUAUUUUAUCCUUUUCAUCUUUUUUUUUAUUUAGUUAUCUUGUAGAUGGUUAUGUAAAGAUUUUGAGUUUUAUACGUUUUUAGUUUGCAAAACAAGUUCAUAUAAUCAUAAAACGGGAAAAAAAUUAAAAAAUCAUUUAGUUAAACUCCACAAAUGUUUUAAAUUAGUAAGAGGUGGGAGACAAUUCAACACUUUAUACUAGCCACUAACCCAACACACCAUUAGUUUUUGGAGGCUUACCAUCCCUUUUCCAUACUUCAGUGUUUUAUAUGAACCAUUAAUUUUCAAGUUCCUAUUUAAAGACCUAAAACAAAUAUAAAUAAAGCAAAAGGUCAUUUCUAUAAACUAAAGUAAAUUCCAAUUCACUAGACAUGAAGAUCAUUUCAUUCACUUCCAUUGCAAUAACCAUAUCCCUGACAUUAUUUCCGAGUUGAUCAAAGCUAGCAAUAGAAUGAAGAUAUUUAACAACUCAAUUGUUUGUUUUGUGGAUUAAAAAAAAAUUAGCAUAUCCUCCCCUUAUUUAUAGGAAUCAAUUCCCGCUUUACAUUUUUCCUGUUUUGUAGGAGCUAUUGGUUCCAAUUUCUUAUUUAAAGGACCUGAAACAAAAUGAAAAGAAAAACCCACAGUGGAUUCAUACCAACUUUAAAAGCCAUCUUCUUUUUUUUUUGGAAUCUUGACAAGCUACUAUAAUGAAGAUCAUUCCAUUGAUUCUCAUGGUCACCAUUAUAGUCUUGACAUCAUUUCCAGCUUCCAUCAAAGUCGUGGAAGCCGCGGUAGUUCCACCAGCGUGCAAAUGGAAGGGUCCUUGCCUAAACUCCAUUAUUAGCGGGGCACCAGCACCAAAAGGUUGUUGUGUGAAGUUUAAACAUAACAAUGCGCAAGCUUGUUUAACAAGUCUCAUUCAUUCCAAGGAUAUUGAGAUCAACAAACGUGUGUUUGAUGUUUUUCAAAAAUGUAAUCAAUGUAAGAAAUAGAGAGUAUCAUACUUUAUCAUUGGAGAAUAAGCGCUAUAGCAAAUAUAUUUUCAUAUAAUGUAUGUUACUUUUAUAUGAUUAAACAAAUCAUUUUUAUACGUAACUAGUGGUUUGUUCAGCGUGAUUGUGCUUAUAUUUAAUCUUAGUAACUAAAUUAAAGUUGGUAUAUUCUAAUAAAUCAUUUUGUUUUCCAUAAAUAAGUUAACUGUCUCCGCCAUCCGCCAUGUUUUUUUUUCAGUUUUCAGCAUUUCGUUUAGAGACGUACCCAAAUCGGUUCGGUUUAGAUAAACCAAAUUCGAAUCAUACAAUUUUGAAAUGGAAAUUUUAACCAAAACCACGAGAUGGCAGUCUACUGCCAGACGAAUUCCGGUGAGCAAAACGACCCAGGUUUAAAUGCAUUCCACUACGUUUCAGCUAUGCUUUAGAUUUCAUUUGAAAAUCCAGUGUAAGUCCAUCCCGCAACACUCAUUCUAAGGAUUAGUCAGGAUUUUUUCAUGGGCAUGGGAUACUCCAAAUUUAAAAGAAAAAAAUUAAAUGAAACUAAGUCAACUUUAAAUGAAAUAAAAUGUUGACUUUAACUGGAAUUCCCCAUACAUGAUGAUCUGUUUUUUUUCUUGCAAAAUAAUAUUUGUGGAGUUUAACUAAAUGAAUUUUUUUUGAAAAAAAAAAUCUAAAUGAAUUUUAAUAUUUUUCGGUUGUAUGAUUAUAUGAACUUGUUGUGCAAACUAAACGUAUAUAUCUGGAUAUCUACAAAAGGAUAGACAUGGACACGAUAUUCAGUCUCGAAGAGAAGGAUCAAGACUCAAGAGUUACACUGUGACUUGAAUUCACAUUUCACGACCUCUUUUAGACUAUUUCUACUUCGAAUAUUUUUAAAAUAUUUCUCUUCAUUUAUAUUUAACACAGUUGAUUCAUCGGCUCUCAUUGCAAUAACCAUAUCACUGACAUUAUUUCCGACUUUGAUCAAAGCUAACAACAUAAUGAAGAUAUUGAACAAGUCAAUUGUUUGUUUGGUGAAUAAAAAUAGAAUUAGCAUAUCCUCCCCUUAUUUAUAGGAAUCAGUUGCCACCUUACAUUUUUCAUGUUUUCUAGAAACUAUUGAUUCUAAUUUCUUAUUUACAGGACUUGAAACAACAUUAAAAAAACACAGUUGAUUUUUACAAACUUUAAAAGCCAUCUUGUUUUUUUUUAUUUGGAAUCUUAACCAGCUACUAUAAUGAAGAUCAUUCCAUUGAUUCUCAUUUUCACCAUCAUAGUCUUGACAUCGUUUCCAGUUUCCAUCAAAGUCGCAGAAGCUGCUCCAGUUCCACCAGCGUGCAAAGGGAAGGGCCCUUGCAUAAUGAACAUUAUAACCGGGGCACCAGCGCCAAAAGGUUGUUGUAUGCAGUAUAAACAGAACAAUGCGCAAGCUUGUUUACAAAGUAUCACUAAUUCCAAGGAUAUUGAGAUAAACAAACGUAUGUUUGGUGUUUUUCAAAAAUGUAAUCAAUGUAAGAAAUAGUGAGUAUCUAUUCUAUUAAAACAACAGUGUGGUCCAUUGAUAAAAGUUAUGUCUAACUUAUAAUUUCAACAAUACAUACCAUUUUAAUAUAAGGGCAUCAAUAUAUAUAUAUAUAUAUAUACAUUUUUUAUGUAACCACCACUUCAAUUGCCUAAUAAUUGGUAACCACUUUUUGUAACUGCAUCCAAAUAUUUUUUUUUUAUGUAACCACCACUGUUUUUAUUGUUCAAAUCCCAAUAAUUUUUCGAUGAUGUUCAUGUAUUUCACCGAACUUGCUUUUUUAUUUUUCCCAACUUGCUUUUCUCUUCAUGUGGAAAUAAUAUCCUCAUCAUCCUCAACCUAUCGGGAGAGCCUUUCACGGGUAUUAGGUAGAGCUUUUCUUAUGAAGAUUGAAUCAAGAGAUGUUGGGCUUUCUUCAAAUGUGAUUCAGUGAUUGCAUGUAUCUGGAAGAAUUCGUUGGUGCCUCUGGAUAUCUACAAAAGGAUAGACAUGGACUGAUGCACACGAUAUUCAGUCUCGAAGAGAAGGACCAAGACUCAAGAGUUACCAUCUGACUUGAAUUCACAUUUUGACGACCUAUAUCUUCAAGACUGUUUCUACUCCGAAUAUUUUUAAAAUAUUUCUCUUCAUUUAUAUUUUAAAUCUUUCAUUUUUUUUGAACGUUUUUUUUGUUUUAUUUUUUUUUUAAACGUUCUUAAGCUAAAAUACUAAAAAACCAUUUGUCUUUAUUUUCCUUAGACAUUUUUUUUUGACACCAAGCAUUUACAGACUCAUAUUGACUCUGUAAACCAAAUCGGUAACUCCACAUCCAUGUGAACGACGAAAGACGUUUGUUUCCUACCACUGCGUUCUAAGCUAUCCGCCCGUAGGUUCUCCGUUCGGAGUACAUGAACGAUGUCUGAGUUGUGUAAGGCAUCAAACCCCGGUAAUGUGCUAUACCAGACUUGUCCGGAGAAUACUUCCUUAUCCUUCCAUGAUCCAUCUAUAAAGCACCAUCGUCUCUGAGUCACUAGUGUAGAACUAGUUUGUACAUGGUGCUCUCUCGUUGGAUCAUUUACUUGCCUCACCCUAGAGUGAUGAUUCCAAUUUUGCCAUUUGAAGUGUUUUUCUUGGAUCAAUAUCCAAGUUGCUAAAAUUUUUGUUAUUCUCGCUUUUUCAUAAAUACCAUAAUAUUCAUGCAAAUUGAUGAUCAUCCAUUUUGGGAUUGACUCUCCAAAAAAAGUGACCCAUAUUAGCGUAAAAAGAGCUAAUAGGGAAGACAUUAGGAUGCGAUGGUAUCUUAGAUAGAGCUCAAACUUGACGUGCUGGAGGAUAUUCAAAAAACACAUAAUUUAUUGAUUCCUCCGGAUUUUCACAUCGAGCACAACAUAAAUCCUCUUGUAUUUCUCUCGCCUUUAGAUUUUUCAUGACCGCUAUACAUCCUGAAAGAAUUUGCCAUAAGAAAUGCUUUAUCUUCGGAGGGCACCGCACUUUCCAACAUAAAGCUUUUAGUGUAUCUACUGUGAUCCCAUAAAAUUCUGGUGGUUUUUCCCUAUCAGGGUAUAUCCGUUCUAUUUGAUAACCUGAUUGGACCGAGUAUUUCUCAUUGUUAGUAAAAUGUCAUUCAUUCUUAUCAUCCAUCUGGUUUCUAUUUAAUGGAAGACUUUCAAUAAUUUUUACAUCAUGAGGAUCCACCAAACCCCUGAUUGCUUGUAAAUUCCUUAGACAUAUUAUUUUUAAAAAAUUUGUUUUUGAACAAUAUGUGAUUAUUUGACAAGUAUAUUGGAAUGACUUUAAUCUUUCUAAUUAUUUUUAUUUAUAAUCUUAACAGUUGUAAACUCUGUUACAAGAGAAAUAAUGUUGGAUCAAUAUUUGUUUCAUAUUAAAAAAAAAAAUAAGGUAACAAAUCAUGAGAUGAGAUUGCUAUAGCAUAUUGUAGAUUCCGUUUCCUCUAAGAAAAAUAGUAAGUAUAUUGGGAAGAAAUGUUUAUGGUUAUACUAAAGUUGUGAACUGUUCACUGUUUGCAGGGACACGUUUACAGCUUCGGCAUAGCCGCAUAGGUAGUGAAAAUGUGAGUUUUAGUCACAAAGGAAACUCUUGUGUCUUGAGUUAUAGUAUAUGUUUAGUUGGACAAGUUAUCUAAGUUUUCUGAAUUCAUUGGUUGCGUUAAGUCCCUGUAAAUACGCAUACAUUUUGCAUUAUGCAACAAAAUACCGAAUGAAAAAGUAGGACGAAGCUAUUAUUGACGGACGCAAUUGUUUUGGUUUUUGUAAAAAAAAAUAGAAUAUGGAGGCUUACCAUCCCCCGCCCUCCUUCUUUGUAGGAAUCGAUUCCCACUUUCUAUAUUUCAGAUUUUUAUAUGAACCAUUCUCUUAAUUUUCAAGUUCCUAUUUAAAGACCUAAAACUAAUAUAAAUAAAGCAAAAGGUCAUUUCUACAAAUCAAAGUAAAUUCUUCAUUAACCAUGAAGAUCAUUUCUUUGACUCUUAUUCCAUUUUUAAUAUCCAUGGCACCAUAUCCAAUUUUGAGCAAAGCCCCUUUCGGCACUCCUUCUGCCGGUGGCGGCUCUGUUGGGUUUAACGCCCCUACUGGCCCCGGCUAUAGGAGUGGGGAUACCGCCCCCGGCGGCUCUAGUGGGAUUAACGGCCCUAAUGGCCCCGGCUAUAGGAGUGGGGGUCCCGGCGGCUAUAAGAGUGGCGAUACUAGCGCUGGCUAUAGAAAUGGAUCUCCACCCGGUAAGCGAGUAGGUGGAGGCGACCCUGGUGCGGCUAUCGUUGUGUUCCCAAAGAAACCUGUACCAACGCCAGUACCAGCAGAAUGCAAACCAAUUGCAGGAUGCGUCACUAAGCAUAUAGCCGGAGGCAACCCCACGGUGCCUCAAUACCAUGGACCAUGUUGUAAUCAAUUUAAAAACAAAGUAUCGUGUGUGUGUAAAUUCCUCAUGUCCACGAAUGCUAAGCAACAAAGGGCUGCUGAUGGUGUGGUUCGAGGUUGUAAUUUUAAAAAUCCCAUUUGUAUAAAGAAGCCAAUGCCAGCAGCAUGCAGACCAGAAGUUAAGCAUUGUGUCGAAAUGCAUAUGUACAGAAGAGCUAGCAAUCCUACAUUCGGAAGCCCAUGUUGUCAGAAAUUUAAAACCUCGAAACGAUGUAUCAUGGCGUUUAAAAGCUCUCCGGAUCCUCAUUUAAGCCAAGCAGCUAAGGGUGUUAUUGCAGGUUGUCAUUUUCAAUAAAUAAUUGUACAAAAGGCCUAAAAAUGGCAAUAUUAGCAACCUAUUUUGAGACAAUGUACAUAUUGGUUUUUAUAUGGUGAAAUUAAAAUAUCAGUAUUACUAUAUACUGACUUUUUUGUAUUUGUAUGUGUGGAUAUGUAAAUACUAUUUUUGUAUCCGUGUUAUGCGCACGUUCAUGUGUAAUAAUGUUUACAAAAUGUUUGUUUGUCGUUGAAGUCGUAUGCUUUGUAAAUGACACAUUAUCAAAUGUAAACGUUAUUUACCAUGAAGAGAUGUAUGUAUCCAUGGCCCAAAACUUCUUAAUCAUAAAAAUACGAUUAGGCAAAGUUCUUCUUUGGGCUACAGCCUACAUGCAUGGAGUAUUCUCUUAAACCAUCGUCGUUAUUAAUGUGAGUAACCAUUUUCUUAAUUAUUUUGUGGUCGUCAUAUUCAAUAAAAUAGACUCUUCUUGAUUAUCAAUUGGGAGCACUAUUUUGGUCCUCGUUAAGACAACAUUUUAUCAACUCCUUGCAAGUUGGUAGAAAAGGCAGAAAAGAGAAAUAAUCCUAACUAUCACAAAAUCAAAAUUUUUGCUCAAAAAUUAGCAUACAAUUAAAAAAAUUACCACAAUAGCACUAAUGAAAUUAAAAAAAUUACCACAAUAGCACUAAUGAAAUAUUAAAAACACAUUUUUGUUAUUUUUUGUGGUUUAGAUUUAUGAUUAUAGUUUUGGAUAUAGUAUUUAGGAGGUUGGAUUAAGGUUAGAGUUUAAAUAUAUUUUUAUUGAUUAAUAAAUGUUAUUUUAGGAAAUUUGGUCUUUGAAUACUAGUUUGUUACAUAAACUGAAAAUGAUAUUUAAGAAAUUUGCCCCAAAAAGAAAGAAAAAUCAAAUUUUCUAAAUUACUUUUACAACCGAAAGGUAACAGUAUCUAAAUGACAAAAUUUAAGAACAAUACUAAAUUAUAUAUCUAAUAGAUGUUAUUUUGACAAUUUUCUUUUAAAUUAUUCAAGUUUUUGAUGAACUAAAUUUUUAAUAGAUGUUUCUUAAAAUAUCUUAAAUUUAAGUAAAAAUUAGUAACUUUUAGUAAAACAAUUGUAAAGCAUUGAAGGUAGACGACUAUUUUUACUUAUCGUUUCAAUUAUAUCACUAGUUUAAAAAAUGUCUGAAUCUGCAUUUAAAAACUUAUGUAAUUCAUCAGUGAUUACAUUUCAUGAAAACUUUGUGUCUUCGUUAAUUCUUCUUAAGAUCACGAUACUCACUCAAGACUACCGAGCAAAGGAAGUCAUGCGAAAGCAAACAGAAAUAUCUAAGCCAGGUGGCUUCUGUACAGCUACUUUUUUUUAACUAGCUUCUGUACAGCUACUAGUAGGGUAUGGAGUGACAAAAACGAUUUGUUAUACCUAUUAUCAACUUAUAAAUUUUGUAGAUAAGUCAGAAUAUAUUGUAAGGUUGAUACUCCAUAGUUGGAACCGUGUAGAGAGGUUUGAUGUUUGAUAGCAGCAAUGUUAUCUCCAACGUCCAUGCAUGUCACUAUCAGUUUUCGAUAUGUGGUUUCUUUUUUUUUUAUGGAACUUUAAUUUUCAUUAAACCGAUAUUAACCGGUCAUCAUUGACAAAGAGCAAAAGGAGAAUUUUGCUACCGGGUGAAAUCAAACAAAAUCUAUUUACUCAACCUUUUCCAAAUACGAGCAUAAUUAAGAUAAAUAUAGAAGCUGAUUUAUCAAUACUAUUACCAAAUAUCAUAGGUUUAUGUGUUACAAAAAAAGCAUUGGUUUAUAUAAGGAAACUUGAAUCACAAUAUGCUGAAUAGAAAUUCUGAUCCGAUGAGACCGCCAAAAAAAAAAGAGACCCAAAGCAUCAAAAAUAAGUCUAAACUUGCCAACAAAGAACAAGCUUAAAGUUAAAAAGAAAAGAAACAAGUGACAACAAUUUUAACACCAGAAUACAAAGCCCUUCUAAUUAAAUCUACCGGGAAAACCUGGAUGAUGUAGAGAAUUAGCAAAUCAGAAGUGGUCUGACUAUGACACACCAAAGGUGCCUCCAGGAAGCUUCAAACGGAGGAGGUUGGCAUUCAUGCCCCGGAACACUAAACUAAGAAGAUUCCAACCAAAACAAUCCAAGAGCUAAAACGGGAGAAAACUUAGAUUUAACUUCGUGGAUAACAAGAAAAAGGGAUAUUAUAUUAUAUAUGUAGUUUAUUAGUUUCCGUUUAGGUCAGUUGGAAUUAUAUCACGUUUUAAGUCCUUGGGAUAAUGUAGGGGAAGGACUAUUCGAUAGCUACAUUCAUCAGACUAUUCAAUGGCUAUAUUCAUCAGACUAUUCAAUAGCUACAUUCAUCAGACUAGUCAAACUUUGGUCCAAAUUACUUAUUUGUUGUCACCCCCAACAAAAUUUACUAGGCCGGGAAUGUGGAAACUAGUAACAGAAUCUUUGGUUUUCCAUUGAAUUAGAUAACUUAAGUUGAAGUUUAAAUUGUGUUUUUAGUCAGAAAUUUCUUUAGUAAUACAAUGGUCAAUGGUUAAGGCUCUGAGCGUAUGAAGAGGAACCCUUCACAAUAAGGAAAGCCAGAAGGAUUCCAAGUCUUGCAAAGUAGACAUACAAAGAGAUACUGGCGAACUACGUAGUGAUGGCUAGGAUGUCAAGUACCUCGAAGCUCCUUGUGGUGAUGAUUUUCUCUUUCAUGGCGCUUUCCAUAAUCUCCCAUGCUCGAACUUUUUCUCCUGGUCGGAAAUUAACUGGUUAUCCGAUUCCGACGUACGGAGGUCCCCCGUACUCUCCUGUUCCUACGAGAUGUUUCAACCCACCUUAUUGUCGUCCAUGAGAGUUUCAUUUUGGUGACAUGAAUUAUUAUCUAAUAAAAUAAGGUUGGAUGUAUAUGGGUAUCUUCAUAUAUUUUUCAUCAUUGCUGGAGUAAGAUGCUUGUGUGAGACGAUGAAAAAACAAAGAUGCUUGUGUGAGAUCCAUGUAAUAAAUAUAGCAGGCUGCUGUUUGCAAUGAAAUAAAUGAUAUUUAUGUA